AUGGAUGAUACAGGAUAUCUGGCGUAUGAAGAAAAUGAAACAGGUGAACUUAUAAUACCUGAAUGCGAGGCUAAGAGCAAACCGUUUGUGGGGCAGAUUUUUCCAAAUUUGGAUGUAGGAUGUAAGUUUUACGACGACUAUGCAGAGUUAUGCGGUUUUACAUCCAGAAAAAGCACAAGCACAAAGGAUGAUGAUGAUUUUGGUACGUAUAAUGUGCGCACGUUCAUUGAGGGUCAUAAUCACACCAUGGUUCCUACUGUAUCUAGACACCUUAUGCCCGUGAACAGGAACGUUACCCUUGCCCAUGAGAUGUGGAUUACGUCCGCGAUUAAAGCAAACAUUGGGCCUAUUAGAUCUUUUCGUAUGUACAAAGAGAUUAUGGGCGAGUAUGAGGAUAUUGGUUGCGUCAGUAAUGAUUUCAAGAAUUUUGUACGUGAUCUUAAUGUUUACGCACUUGAUUCAAAUGCUCACAUGAUUUUGCAAACAUUCUUGAAUAAAAAAGAGUUAGGCAAUGGCUUCCAAUAUUUCUAUGAUGUAGACGAUGAGAAUAGGCUUCGUCGAUUGAUUUGGACCGAUGAAGUCUCUGUUAAGAACUACAAAUUAUUUGGUGAAGCCGUGUCCUUCGACGCAACAUACAAUACCAACAUGUAUAAAAUGAUCUUCACACCGUUCAUGGGUAGGGAUAACCAUGGCAAGUGUUUGUCUUUUGGUGCAGCCAUCAUAUCUCGAGAAGAUGUUAAUUCGUAUUCUUGGGUUUUGGAGAAGUUUGUUGAAUGCGUGGGAAAUGCCCCACCACUAUUAAUAACUGAUCAAGAUCCAGGGUUGAAAAAGGCUGUUGCGGCAGUUUGGCCUCAAACACGUCACAGAUACUGCAUGUGGCAUAUUACAAUGAAGGUUGCUGAGAAGAUGCCGCAAAGACUGAGCGAUAUCACUGAGUUCAAAACCAACUUUGGGAAUAUUGUUUGGUCUGAAUUUGAUGAGCCUGCUGUUUUUGAGGAGAAUUGGCAAAAUCUUAUGGAUGAGUACGACCUGUCGGAUAAUAGAUGGUUUUCUGAUAUGUUCGAUGAUCGUUCACACUGGAUCCCUGCAUACUUUAGAGAUGUCAGUAUGAGUGGAUUAUUCAGAACUACAUCGUUGUCAGAGAGCGAGAAUAGCUACUUCAAACGUGCAUUGGAGGCUCAACGACAUAAUUAUCAUAAGACUACCUUUGCUGACGAGACUGGCAUUCUACCCAUGAAGACGAGACUUAAAAUAGAGAAGCAUGCUGCAACCAUAUACACCAACAACAUAUUCAAGGAGGUACAAGACGAGAUAGAUGAUUCGCAAACCCAUUGCAAUAUGUAUAAGAUGGAGGAGCAAGUUGAUGAGAGCAUAUAUACUGUGCAUGACAAUGUUGAUGGGAAAUUCGUGGUGCGACAUAGACUGUCGGACACUUAUACAUCUUGCAGCUGCAAUCUGUUCGUCGGGAAAGGUAUUCUGUGCAAACACAUUUUUCUUGCAUUUCGCACAUUGCAAGUUGAAAGAAUUCCUGAUAAAUACAUAUCAAUUCGCUGGAGCAAAUUUAGUAUAUUGUCGGCCAUGGUUCCUGGUUUUGAGCUAGGCAGUGCACCAAGCCAAAAUUCUGUUAUUGGUAACAAUAAAUUUUUCAACAUUGUUGGCAAUUGUAUUGGGUAUGUUGGUGACAAUCAAGUGCUACGUGAAGAACUCCUUGCAGCGCUGAUUGAAGUUGAAAAAAGAUUUGCGAAGGAGGGCAGUACAGAGUCUAAGCUAGAAGCUAAGCGUAGGCUUUUCAAGGAUUUUUAUGGUACUACAGCACCGGAAGUACCAUCUGUGUUACCUCCUCUCAUAUCCAAAACGAAAGGCAGUGGCGCAGGUGGAAGAAGAAAAUCGAACCAAGAGAAGGCCAUGGAUCUUGCUAAGAAGCCAUUGCGUAAUUGCAAGAAAUGCAAUACGAUGGGGCAUCAUGAUUCGAGGAAUUGCCCAACAAAUAAGCUUUCUAAUUGA
Molecule: messenger RNA, 2004 nt
Organism: Salvia miltiorrhiza (redroot sage)
Lineage: Eukaryota; Viridiplantae; Streptophyta; Magnoliopsida; Lamiales; Lamiaceae
Product: protein FAR1-RELATED SEQUENCE 5-like
Exons: 5
Coding region: 1-2004 (667 amino acids)
Biological process (GO): DNA transposition; regulation of DNA-templated transcription
Molecular function (GO): DNA binding; zinc ion binding; transposase activity
Source: RefSeq, a predicted model, not a curated record